UGUUUAAUCACUAAUAAAACAAUUGACAACGCUAACUGACCUACUUGUCCACUAUUUGUGGUCGAACAAUUGCUUAAACUUUAAUCGUUGAUCUUAUUGGUCAUGGAAAGCAUAUGGAUACAAAAGCAAAAGCAUUUCAAUGGAUUAUUCUCGGUUGUAUGUCAUUUUCGUCAUUUUUUAUAUCUAUGAUAACCUUGCACGGCGUUUUAUUACAGUCAAUCAAGCGAAAUGUAUGCGACUCUGCGCGCUGGGCAGUUUAUUAUGAUUAAUUUGCGUAAAAUGUGCACAUUCAUGGGAAGUAUCAGCAUGCGAUCACUUACCAAACGUAAAUAUUUAAACAAAUCUAUUUAGAUUACAUCAUAGUUCUAUGAAGCAUCUAAAUAAUUAAUUGCAGCCAUACUCUCAUUGAACUUUAUGAGAAAAUGCAUUAUUUCAUGCGUUUUUUUUAAGUUUGACUUGAAAAACAGUUUUUUCAUAAAUAAAUUUUGUUUUAAUUACAAAAACGCUGUCGUCUUAAAAUUUCCAACAAAAGAUUGAUGUUUAAUAGAUUAUUGUAUUAAAAUUAACAUAAAUAUGGCUUAUUUCUUCUAAAAUUAUAUCAAAACUGCAGAAAACUUGGUUUUGGCAAAUUUUUGAAUAGCGCACUUUUGCUUUGACUGAAAUGACUACAAAUUUCAAAUUUGUCACUUGAAAAAAUGACGUUGUGACCUUUUCCGCGAUAUUUAAACCAAUUUAAAAGUGUUUUACCUUAUUUUACACGUGAUUUUACACCGGCGUUGAGCUUGUUAUUGCAAGACGAUGGCACAGCGCUAUGAAACAAUGAAGAACAUGGCGUUCCUUUCCCGAAAGCUCGAUGAACUUGUCAUUAUUCGAGCGGUGCAAAGUUUCAGCGCGAAAAUGUUGCCGUUCUUCAACUCGGAGAGUUUUCCGUAUCUCAACGAGUACUACAGUUCAAUAAUGGCUAGUGAUUCAUCCCCGACGGCCGAUAACAAAGAAUUCUCAUAUCCUGCUCCCGGCCGAUCAACCCCACCGCCAACAACGAGUUAUGUUUCCGCACGUCAGGAAUCACAGGCGAUCGCUAUCGAUCAAAACAUCGCAAAACCCAUUCCCGAAAAAGAAACCGACGAUCUCAAAGAGAAAGACGCCAAGGAGAAGGAAAAGGAUGAUGUGGACAUGUCGGCGCCCGAUGCUAAUCCAGGCUACAAGCCCGAAGAGCGCAAAGACGACAAGCGGGACUUCAAAGAAGAUAAAGGCGGCGGUGGUGGUGAUACAAAAUUAAACGGGGGUAGCAAGCUGGAGACGGCAUUCAUGCUGCCGCUCGACGCGAAAGAUGAUGAAGUGGAAGAGGAAAGCUGCACGGUCAAUUGCCUCUACUAUACGAUGCAAUGCUGCGAGUGCGUCAUUACAUAACCCCGUUCAAGAUGGCACCGGAAAUUGAUAUAAUUUAAGCGCCUAUGGUCGCAUGUGUGCAGAAUACGCAAGAUGGCGUGUCUUCCGGCGCGCACAACGCGUUGUUAUUUAUCUAUUAUUUCGUUUAAUGCUACGAUUUUAUCUAAGUAAUUGGCGCCAUCUAAACACUAUAACAUUCCGUUUUAAAACAUUUCGAAUGCCAUGUAUGUACAAAAAACAAAUAUUUUUUUAGGUUAAACCUUCGAACGUGCGUGUGGUUUUGUAUAUUUUCUAGAAACAUGCGCAGUGCUGCCGAGAACAAUUAUUCGCUUAAAAAUCUCAAAAUGGCCGACUACGAACAAUUUGUGCACUCGAAUGUUGGCAACGUUUCAUUUCGUCAAUUGGCAACACUGCCAUCUACGAAAAUUGUUCAGAUACGCUUAACAUUUAAUCAUUAAGCAUACUUAACAUUUAAGUAUGCGCCUGGCAAAACAUCUACUGAGUUUACUCUCUGGCUCUAUUCUUUACUGGCAGCGUGUGUGUGUACAUUUUUCUGUCUGAGUAUGUGUGAGUGAGUAGAGAGAAAUGUGGAAUGUGGUGAAACUAUUUUUAUAUAAUAAAAUCGGAUGAGUGAUGCAAAAACACUCUGUAUCAAA
Molecule: messenger RNA, 2045 nt
Organism: Dalotia coriaria
Lineage: Eukaryota; Metazoa; Arthropoda; Insecta; Coleoptera; Staphylinidae
Exons: 2
Coding region: 799-1410 (203 amino acids)
Source: RefSeq, a predicted model, not a curated record